UGAGACAAAAUAUUAUACUUGGUCAUUUAUUUAUUGAGGAAAAUGAUCCAAUAUUACAUAUCUGUGAGUAUGUGAACCUUUGCUUUCAGUAUUUGUUGUGACCCCCUUGUGCAGCAAUAACUGUAGCUAAACAUUUCUGGUAACUGUUGAUCAGUCCUGCACACCAGCUUGGAGGAAUUUUAGUCCAUUCCUCAGUACAGAACAGCUUCAACUCUGGGAUGUUGGUGAGUUUCCUCACAUGAACUGCUUGCUUCAGGUCCUUCCACAACAUUUCUAUUGGAUUAAGGUCAGGACUUUGACUUGGCCAUUCCAAAACAUUAACUUUAUUCUUCUUUAACCGUUCUUUUGGUUAUCUUUGGUAGAAUGACUUGUGUGUUUAGGGUCGUUUUCUUGCUGCGUGACCCACUUUCUCUUGAAAUUCAGUUCAAAGACAGAUGUCCUGACAUUUUCCUUUAGAAAUCGCUGGUAUAAUUGUAGACUUCAUAAUUGUCUACUUUUAGGACUUGUGUGACAAUCUGAUGACAUUUUAGGUCAUAUUUAUGCAGAUAUAUAGAAAAUAUGAAAUGGUUCACAAAUUUUUAAGUGCCAUACUGUAAGUAUGAAAAAUUUUGCUAAAAAAAUGUUAAUUUCCUCUCUGAAUGGAGACUUUUGGGAUGCCCUGUAUUGCUAAAUAAUAUGUUAACAAUUGAUUUUUUAUGUUUAGUAGAUCUAUACACAUUUUAUAGACUUUCAACUUGUGCCUUUUUAUUUUCAUUUUAUUUUGAAAGUCCAGUUCCUGGUAGUUAAAGUGUAGUAGAUGAUCUAUAGACCAUCAUUUUAUCUGGUCUCUUUUGCUUUCACUUUGUUUUGGCUAGUAGAUCAUAUAGUAUGUAGAUAUUCCUAUCAUAAUUUCAGAUAUAUGUAGACUCUAUUGAUGCAUUAUAUGAUUCAAUUGAUUAGCUGCUUCAUAACAGUUUAUCCACAUACAGUGUAACCGAACAUUUUAUGUAAAACUGAGGCAAAUCAAUUUUUGAGCAUAUGAAAUUUAAAUGUAUGCCCAGUAACACACUUUUUAACUUUUUUUUUUUUUUUACAACUAACAUCUGAUAUCAAUUAAGUUAAAAUGCUAUUUUGUGCAAUGAGCCACAUUGGUAAAAAUAAAUAAAUAAAUAAAUAAAUAAAUAAAUAAAUAAAUAAAACAAAUAAAAAAAUUAAAAAAUUGUGAAAUGCACCGUAGCACUGAAUCUAUUUUCCCAUUUUUCAGGCUUCUCUGCAAAUAAAGAAAGGCUGAUCAAGAUCUUGGAAUCUUCUGUGCUCCCACCAUCCCUUUCUCUAACUCUGCCCCACACAGAAGGGCACAGAGGCGGAUCAGAAGCUGACAUUUCCUAAAGCUUUACACACACACACACACACACACACACACACACACACUCCCAGUCCAGCAGAAGAGUAACUCUUGAAGGGGUCGCCGUGCCAAGCCAGUUCUCUGAGCUCAGAAAUACACACGUGCACAAAUGCUCCCACACACACACACUUGUGGGUGCUACUAUAUUAAGAUGUUAUUUUAAAAAAAAACCCUCAAUCUUCUACUGGAAUCUUUCUGUGUUACAUAAAUCCAGGAAUGGACUUCACUGGCAUUGUCAAGAUUAUCUGAAGGGCACUGCUGUGGUCAGCCCUGCUGAGAGAAUUUGACAUAAUACACCGUUUCUGAAAUUGAACACUAUACAGAGAAGCUGAGUGUGUGAGAUCAUGUCUCCGUUCCUGAGGAUUGGCUUCUCCAGCUUUGAGAUGGACCCGGGACUCGCUUACCAUGAAGAGGUGCUCAGCCCUUAUUGUGCUGUCUACAUGAAGGAGGCUGUGGAGACAGAAAAGGGUCAGGUGUAUAAACAGAAGCGUCCCACUAUGUACCCUCCAUGGAGCAGCACGUUCGAUGCCCAUGUUCACAGAGGGAGAGUGAUGCAUGUAGUGGUGAAAGACAAAACAGCUGAGUUGAAGACAGAGGCUACGGUGCAGCUGGACACACUCGCUUCCCGAUGCAAAAAAGAGAAUGGCAAGCUUGAGAUCUGGGUGGAGCUAAAGCCACAGGGUCGUCUGUUGAUGGAAGCGCGUUAUUUCUUGGAAAAAAAAGAUGCAGGUCAUGGUGAGGGAAAUGGUGAUGGAGAGCCAGAGCAAGAGAGAGAGGGAACGUUUGCGCUGCAUCAACGACGUGGUGCUAUCAAACAGGCCAAAGUCCACCUGGUGAAGUGUCAUGAGUUCACUGCUACUUUUUUCCCCCAACCCACCUUCUGCUCGGUCUGCAAGGAGUUUGUCUGGGGUCUGAAUAAGCAGGGAUAUCAGUGCCGACAAUGCAAUGCUGCCAUCCAUAAGAAGUGCAUUGACAAAGUGAUUGCCAAAUGUACAGGCUCAGCCAUUAACAGCAAAGAAACAAUGAUCCAUAAAGAGCGUUUUAAGAUUGAUAUGCCUCACCGGUUUAAGGUGUAUAACUAUAAGAGCCCGACCUUCUGUGAGCAUUGUGGCACGCUGCUUUGGGGAUUGGCACGUCAGGGCCUCAAAUGUGAAGAAUGUGGCAUGAAUGUCCAUCACAAGUGUCAAAAGAAAGUAGCAAACCUCUGUGGUGUCAACCAGAAGCUCAUGGCCGAGGCUCUGGCUAUGAUUGAGAGCACUCAGCAGGCCCGGAGCUCCAGAGAUAAUGAUAUAAUCGGACGUGAGGGACCGGUAGGUGUAGGACAGGCUGGAGUGGCCAGAGAGCCCUCGGGCUAUGUGUCAUCCAUACCAACACAGGCUUUAACCCCUACUCCAGCACCGCCACUACCACGCAAAGAGCAGCAGGGUGUAGCCUGGGAUUCACCGUUAGAGGGCGACAGUCUCACUCGUAAUCUCAGUGAAGAUUCAGAGCCACUGUAUGCUGUCCCACAUAAAGAGCACCACAAAUUCACCCUGGAUGACUUUACCCUGCACAAGAUGCUGGGAAAGGGCAGCUUUGGCAAGGUGUUUCUUGCUGAGCUGAAAACCACAGGGAAGUUCUUUGCAGUGAAGGCUCUAAAGAAAGAUGUGGUUCUGAUGGACGAUGAUGUGGAGUGCACUAUGGUCGAGAGGAGAGUUCUGUCUCUUGCCUGGGAACAUCCCUUCCUCACACACCUCUACUGCACCUUUCAGACCAAGGAGAAUCUGUUCUUCGUGAUGGAGUAUCUAAAUGGAGGAGAUUUAAUGUUCCACAUCCAGGCUUGCCACAGAUUUGAUCUCCCGCGCUCCACGUUCUACGCUGCCGAGAUCAUCUGUGGUCUGCAGUUUCUACAUUUAAAAGGCAUUGUGUACAGGGAUCUGAAGUUGGAUAAUAUUCUGCUAGAUAUCGAUGGUCACAUUAAGAUUGCUGACUUUGGCAUGUGUAAGGAGAACAUGCUGGGAGAAGCUCGAACAUCCACCUUCUGUGGAACUCCAGAUUACAUUGCCCCUGAGAUUUUGCUUGGGCAGAAAUAUGGCACCUCAGUGGACUGGUGGUCAUUUGGAGUCCUUCUGUAUGAGAUGCUGAUCGGUCAGUCACCGUUCCAUGGGCAUGAUGAGGAGGAACUGUUCCAGUCCAUCCGCACAGAUGACCCUUGUUACCCACGCUGGCUGACCAGAGAUGCACGAGACAUUCUCAUUAAGCUCUUUGUGCGGGAGCCGGAGCGGAGACUAGGUGUGAAGGGGAAUAUUCGACAACAUCUUUUCUUCAGAGACACUGACUGGAGUGCGCUGGAAAAGCGGCAGGUGGAGCCACCAUUCAGACCCACUGUGAAAUCACCAAGUGAUUGCAGUAACUUUGAUAAGGAGUUCAUUAAUGAGAAGCCUCGGCUGUCCUGUGCUGAUAGGACCCUAAUCAACAGCGUGGACCAGACUAUGUUCAAGAAUUUCUCCUUUAUUAACCCAGGAAUGGCUCGCCUUAAGAAUCCCUGAAACUCUCUCUCUCUCUCUUUAUAUCACACACACACACACACACACACACACACACACACACACACACACACACACAUUACAGAAUCUCUACGCAUAUGGAAGACAAUCUCAUUUAAUGAAGAAAAUCAGUAAAGGGAGUACGGUACUAUAGUGGCAUUAUCUAUAUCAUACUAAAAGAAGUCAGCUGAUGUAGGUUGCCCAAACCAUUCCACAUACUUGCACUAAUACAGUACUGUGAAAUGAAUUUGCCCCCAUCCUGAUUUCUUCUGUUUUUGUGUAUAUUGUCAUACUAAAUUAAUACAGAAAUUAAAACAAAAUCUAAGAAAAAACAAAGGCCACCUGAGUAAACACACAAUAUAAUUUUUAAAUGAUAUUUAUUGAAGCA
Molecule: messenger RNA, 4297 nt
Organism: Ictalurus furcatus (blue catfish)
Lineage: Eukaryota; Metazoa; Chordata; Actinopteri; Siluriformes; Ictaluridae
Gene: prkcq
Product: protein kinase C, theta
Exons: 17
Coding region: 1729-3912 (727 amino acids)
Biological process (GO): protein phosphorylation
Molecular function (GO): diacylglycerol-dependent serine/threonine kinase activity; ATP binding
Source: RefSeq, a predicted model, not a curated record